AUGCACCAGCGGUACGGCGAUAUUGUUCGCAUUGCACCGGAUGAACUGGCUUUCUCGCACCCAGACGCUUGGCAAGACAUCAUGGGCCACAAGAAAGGGCAAGCCGAGUUCAGCAAAGCCACUUGGUUUUAUAGGCCAGUGGAAGACCAUUCGGCACAUGUGGUCAACGAGAACAGAGAGCAACACGGGCGUCUCCGACGCCAGAUGGCGCACGGGUUUUCAGAAAAAGCAAUGAGAGACCAAGAGCCCCUAAUCCGCGGAUAUGUUGAUUUACUCCUUGAUCGGUUGCAUGAUUUUUGCACAACGCGUAGUCCGGUGGUUAUCUCUGAUUGGUACAACUACACCACCUUUGAUAUCAUUGGAGACCUGGCAUUUGGUGAGCCAUUCGGUUGCCUGCAGGGCUCUAAUCUUGAUGAAUGGAUCAAAGGGAUUUUUGAGUCCGGUCGACUGGGAAUCAUUUUGCAGACUUUAUCGUUCUUUCCACUUGUGAAGAAAGCAUUGGUAUCGAUGGCCCCUGCGUCAAUAAAAGAGGCCCACGAGAAGCACAAGGUACUCACCCAAGAAAAGAUGAUGCGUCGGAUGGAAAAGGAAGAAGGUCGAUCAGAUUUGAUUGAAGGACUUUUGAGAAAGAAAGAUGAAUUGAAUCUGAGUGUUGAUGAACUCAUAGCAAAUGCUGAAAUCCUCAUCAUUGGCGGAUCAGAGACAACCGCCUCAUUACUGAGUGGUGUGACUUACCUCCUCCUCACGAACGGAGAUGCUCACAAGAAGCUGAAAGAGGAAGUGCGUACUGUAUUCCAGAGCCAAGAAGAUAUCAACCUGAUCUCCGUAAACAAACUACCCUACAUGCUGGCAUGCCUCGACGAGGCAAUGCGCAUGUAUCCACCCAUUGCCAACGGGCUGCCUCGUUUGUGUCCCGAGGGCGGCGCUACUGUUCUGGGUGAAUAUAUCCCAACAAAUGUGAGCUUUGCCUAUGAAACACAGGUUUCAACAUUUACUAACCAACCCAUGAAGACCUUCGUAUCAAUCCACCAGUGGGCGCUCUAUCGCCGUGAAGAAUACUUCAAAGACCCCAACACAUACCACCCCGAGCGAUUCUUGGGCGAUCCUGCAUUUGCAGAUGACCGCCGAGAAGUGUUGCAGCCUUUUCACACCGGCCCGCGCAACUGUCUUGGUAGAAACCUUGCAUAUAGUGAGAUGCGUUUGAUCCUCGCUUUGAUCAUCUUCAACUUCGACCUUGUGAUUGAUGAUGACUCUCGUGACUGGAUCAAUCAGAGGAACUUCCUUAUGUGGGAGAAGGGCCCAUUGAAGGUUCAUCUGACUCGGGUAUAA
This is a messenger RNA of Penicillium soppii, 1329 nucleotides long. RefSeq names its product cytochrome P450. Bases 1 to 1329 code for a protein of 442 amino acids. The transcript is spliced from 3 exons. Gene Ontology annotation, molecular function: iron ion binding; oxidoreductase activity, acting on paired donors, with incorporation or reduction of molecular oxygen; monooxygenase activity. NCBI's taxonomy places the organism in Eukaryota, Fungi, Ascomycota, Eurotiomycetes, Eurotiales, Aspergillaceae. The record is from RefSeq and is a predicted model, not a curated record.